AUGCCGCCACCAAUUCGUACGCGUGGCGAAUCAUCCUCACGCCACGUUAACCCAUGGGAACGGCCCGCUACUUGGUGGGUAAACAAUCUGCCCCGUCCGGACUCACCAUACGGCAUUCACGACGAUUACGGCGUGGGCGAAGAGGCCCCAGAGGUAUGCUCGGCCAACGAGGACGAGGAGCUUGACCCGAACAUCGCGCGGACGAACGUUGAGUCUGGAGGUACUUCCGCGGCGCCGACCUCGCGUACAACUUCCUCGCAGCCGCGCUGGAGUAAGGAGGACGAGAUGCUGCUGAUGCAGGAGCGAUACGAACUGCACGUUAAAGGAGAAUGGAGCUCCAUGCAUGGAAUGCAGGGACAGAACCAGUUCGCCAAGCUCCAUCGCAACUUGCUCGCCCGCAAUCCUCGGUGGCGCCAUCCUGUAUCCCACCUGCGACCGAAGCUGCGUCGCAUGGAGGCUUGCUGGAACCGAUGGCGUGGGGUGUGGAAGAAGUCUGGUGAGGGUCUUCCAGAAGGGUGCCCCUUAUGGUACGAGAUGGCGGACGAAUUAUGGCGGGACCGCGAAACCGUCCGCCCAUCGACCACAGUGGAGAGUGGUCCCGACGAACCCACCGUCAACGGCCCGAACUUACCCGCCGAUACGCCCAUGACUGAGACAACAGACGCCCCACCUGUGACCCCGCUCGUUGGAAGCGAAAGCGGACCAACAACACCGCGCACCGUAUCCGCGCGCGGUCUGCCAGCCGCACCAGUGAGUGCCACGGGAAACGACUCAACUGCCGACGCUGGUAAGAAUGUCCUUCAACAAUUCAUACGAUUAAUAUUUCUAAUCCGUUAA
This is a messenger RNA of Closterium sp. Yama58-4, 837 nucleotides long. The record is from the annotation of a GenBank genome assembly. Lineage: Eukaryota; Viridiplantae; Streptophyta; Zygnematophyceae; Desmidiales; Closteriaceae.